AACUAAUUCAGUUUCAGAGCAAAGCAGCAGCAGCGCCAAGUUACCAGAACGUCUUCCGCGGCCCUUAUACAAAACGCGGAGCGAAGGCGCUGCUCGCUAUCUGCCCCAUGCACCGAGAUUCCUCACCAGAUUGCCGUCUCAAAUGUCCAUAAAUCCGAACGAGAAGCUCAUCCUCUCCGUAAACGUUGACGCCAUUCCCACUGCCGAAUUUAAGUGGGAUGUGAACGGAUUUGAAGUGAAGUCAUCAAAGAAGACUACUAUACUAAGCGAACACAACAGGUCCACGCUGGUGGUGCAACCGCCUGUCAAACAGGGAAAAUACAGCGUGACUGCAUUCAACGAGCAAGGCAGAGAAACUCUGCUAACCAAAGUGGUCCACUUGUAUACGGAGACGACUGAGCGAAUAGAAACUACCGAAACAAAAACAGAAAAAACCAUCGUACCCGACAUUGUCCAGUCCGCAGUAACGGUGACGACUGCGACUGAAGCCGAGUGGGAGGUGGUCGACGGUGCAGACUCGCCUCCCUCUUCGUCAUCAGUUAAAACAGUCAAAUUAAGAGAACAGCCCAGCACUACCGCUCAUGAGAAAGUAGAGCUUUCCAUUCCAGUCACGAAUGUGCCAGUACAAAUGGCACCUAAGGAAGAAACUAAAGGCAUCCAAGUCAAAGAAGAGAAAGAAACUAGGGUCACUCAGCAAGAAACCGUUGUCACAACUAAAUCUAUACAUAUUGGCAAACGCAGUCAAGAAAACAUUCCAAAACGGCCCAUUUUACUCUCAGCACCUAGCCAAAAUGUUCAUGUACCUUCAGGAGAGAAAUUAGUUUUAGAGUCCAGAGUAGACAGCAUUCCUCCAGCAACAUUCCGCUGGUACGUGAAUAACUUUGAGGCAAAGAACUCACAGUAUAUCUCCAUAGUCCAGCCAGCAGAGAACGUUAGCGUGGCCACAUUUGAAAGGCCCGCACCAGGAUUGUACAAGAUGGUGGCAGCUAAUUCACUAGGAGAUGUUACUGCCUAUACAAGAGUCACCACAGAGAUUGUGGAAGAAGAAGUUCAGGAACGGACAACGGUCACCACUUCAACCAAGCCGACGAUGUUCACCUUGCCGAAAAAGGUCACGAUUACUACGAGGGAUGAUCUGCCAAAACCGCCUCGUUUCACAGAAAGGCUUCCUGUAUCUCUGAAAAUAGGCUCAGAGCAACCUAUAAAGUUCAGAGCUGCUGUAGAUGCCAUUCCA
This is a messenger RNA of Strongylus vulgaris, 1234 nucleotides long. NCBI's taxonomy places the organism in Eukaryota, Metazoa, Nematoda, Chromadorea, Rhabditida, Strongylidae. The record is from the annotation of a GenBank genome assembly.